UUCAUUUUCAAUAGUGGCUUCGUAUCAUCUACUUCCUUGUUUUCACAAACUAAAGAUAUUAAAACGAUUUUCAUAUAUUAAUAAUGAUUGUCAGUGCGUUUUACUGUAUUAUUGCAGGUGCAACAACUAUAUAUUUGAUGUUUUCAAUGCUGCAAUUUACACGGUUCCUGUCAUUCUUGAAAGUUCCUGAAAAUGACACAGAUGCAACAACAUUCACUUUGUUCACAAUUGAUGUUUGUCUUGUUGUGUUAUUUAUGGCUCAGCACAGUGGUCUGGCCUCAACAACAUACCGUAAGAAGCUUGAUGAUUGGGGUUUAACUCCCAUAGCAAGAUCAGUUUAUGUGCUUUCAUCGGCUUUAAUGCUUCAGUUGUUGAUGUAUCUGUGGGAACCAAUAACAGAAGUACAUUUCUGGGUGAUUGAUAUAUCGGACAGUCCAUUACUUGCCUUCUUCUUCACCGUCCUACAUGUUGUGCUGUGGAUUAUUUUCUUCAUUCAGGUUCUCAUAUAUGAACCUUUGCAUUUGAUAGGACUCAAACAGGUUUACCACCAUAUAAAGAACUUGCAGACUCCUCAGUCAUACCUCCAUCCACGUCUCCGACUUCUUCUUACACAAAUGCCACAUUCAGGUGCCGGAUGUUUCAUUGCCAUCCUGUGGUUACAGCCCUAUAUGACGUUUGACAGGAUGAUAUUAGCCACUGUGUUUACAGCAUAUCUUUGUUGUUCAUUCACACUGAGUGAGAAAGACUACCAGUUUGUAAAAAAAUGUUCAUGGUCAACGAAAACAGUUCAUUCUGUGUCUUACAGGAGCAAGAGAGAUAGAUAGUCAAUUAACUACUGAUUUUGUAACUUUGCUGUAAUUGCUAAUUGUUAUUGACUUGAUAGGAGGCACUUUUAAUAUGUCUUUGCAAAGUAUCUGUAGCAUAAGAGUCUGUCAGAUGCCUGGUUAAAAUAGAUUUAUUACUGUAUGAAGUUUUUGCAACAUUUGGAUAAUAGUCUGAUAUUUUAGACAUCAGUUUAUUAAUAGAUGGUCAGAUCUGCAUUUGAUAUCAUUGAAAAUGAAGUAGAUUUAAAGUGCCAUGAAACAGAAAUGAAAUAGUCACCUGUAUAGUGGAUAUGUUAUCGCUUCACUUUGAAGCAACAAGUUGAUAGACAACAUUUGAAUACACAAUGACUUGAUGGUGAUUUCUUAACUUUAUUGGACUUGAAGUUUUUUGAAAGCAAAUGAAUCAUUUCCUAAUUGUAACAUAGAUUUUAAAAAUUAUAAAUGAGGCUGACUAAGUGCACAUACCAGCUCCACUUUGGUUACAAAAUACUUUUGGUAAGUCAAGGUAAGGUUGUUUAAAGUUAAAUCUACAUUGUCAUGUAUUUUGUACUAAUUAUAAUGUAGUAAUGAUUCACUUUUAUUUGUUUGUUGUUUUUAUAGUUUCUUUGGUGCUAAUAUUUAUUUUGUAUUUAUUUAUGAAUUGACAUUGUGUGCUUAUGGUUUUGGUUCUGCAUGCUGUUUGCAUUUGUAAAUAUUAAGGAAAUGUUUAUAUGCCCAAAAGGAUGAAUUAUUUGAUGGUGCUGGUUGACUUACUGUCCUUUUAGCAAUUUAGAUCCAUGUCUGCUAUUGAUUUGAAAGUAUUAGUCUAAGGUUAAGGUCACAGUAACUGUUAACAGAAAAAAAACUGUUUCUGCUGAAUAUCUCGAGAGAGAGGCAGGCAAAUAGUCCAUAUAUAGUGGAUGUGAGGUCAUAUGGCUUAAAGUCAAGGUCACAGUCUCUCUUAAUAAAAAAGAAACAUCUCUGCUCAGUAUUAUAAGAAUGCUUUGACCUAAGAUUCUCAAACAUGAUAUGAACAUUGCUCAUUGGAAGUUGAUGACCUCUUUUGAUUUUGAGGUCAAAUGUCAAGGUAACAAUAGUUGUUAGUACAAAGCUCAGUGUAUCAAGAUACCAUUGACUUACAAUCCUCAAACUUUGGAGACAGAUUGUCCAUGUGUAGUGGAUGACGUCCCUUGACCUUGAGGUAAUAGAGUUUAAGGUCAAGGUCAAAGUGACUGUUGAUAAAAUGG
This is a messenger RNA of Mercenaria mercenaria, 2050 nucleotides long. Its product is annotated as nurim-like. Bases 84 to 824 code for a protein of 246 amino acids. The transcript is spliced from 4 exons. The record is from RefSeq and is a predicted model, not a curated record. Gene Ontology annotation, cellular component: nuclear membrane. Lineage: Eukaryota; Metazoa; Mollusca; Bivalvia; Venerida; Veneridae.